CGAAACUCAAGGAAGAGGGAUAGUUUAAGGCUGAAGCAAUUCUAUGGCGAGUAGAGACCUCAUUAUGACCUUUUUUGGGACGGGGGCAAUGAAGCCUUCAUUACGUCGUGGAACGAGCGCGAUGGGAAUGUUCCUCCCAACGAAACGAGGUUCAGAAAGUUGGUUAUUCGAUUGUGGAGAAGGCACGUUCCGUCAGUUGUGCAUUUUCAACAAGAGUUCGAAGCGGCACAUUGUGAACAAGUCGCAUCUACAGUCUUUAGAAAACUUCCGGUUUGGUUGUAAUAAGCUAAAUCGGAUUUUCAUCACGCAUCUCCACGGAGAUCACAUUUUUGGUCUUCCCUCUGUCAUUUUAGGCAUCAAUUUUGAGAAAAAUCCAGAAUUGCUAAGGGAAUCGCCGAUCCACCUCUAUGGACCUUCUGGCUUGGGGAACUACAUCAGCAGUUGUUUUGAUGUGUGCGAAUCGCAUAUCCAAUGCAAUAUCGAUAUCACAGAGCUCUGUCUCCCAGAUCAACCUUGUAGUACUCUUCCUGCUAGUGGAAUCAACAGAGAUCGCAUCACCGUAAGAGCGCUGUAUCCCAACGACAAAUUCGAAUGGAAAUGUGUGUCUGAGGACUUUGGCAGCGUUUUGGCGGGAAUUGUUUCUCAUCCCAUUACCACAUUUGGAUACUCUUACUUUGAAAAGGACCAGCCAGGGAACGUAAAUGCAGAUGUCGUGGUGCCUCUUCUCCAAAGAAACAAAAUCGAAAUCGAAAAGUCAGGCGGAACCAUUUAUGAUGUGUUGAAACGCUUUAAGAGCGGAGAAAUAUGCGUUUUACCCGAUCAAACCGUUCUCGAUCCUUCCAAUCGUGAACUCAUCUCGGAAGUGAAAAAAGGAAGGCAUAUUUCGAUCCUCGGCGACACUAGAAAUCCACAACGCAUGGCCGAUUUGAUUCGUGGCUGUGAUGUUUUGGUGCAUGAAGCGACGGUCGGUCCCUUACCCCAGGAUUUUGAGCGAUCCGAACACAUCAUUGGGAAUAUGCAGCUCCAACCGGACGCCAUGGAAGCCACGGCCGCGCUGAGUUGUAAGCAGCGUCGCUUGCUGGAGAAGAAAGUCCAUUCGAAAGGACACAGCACUGCGAUUGAGGCUGCAGCGUUUGCGAGGGAGAUGAAAGCGAAGCAAUUAAUACUGAACCACAUCUCCAAUCGCUACGACUAUUUGGACGAUCUUCACUACUUUCGAACGAUUCAGCAUAUGAAAAGCAUCGCAAUGGUAGAGAGAAGCGAGGUUUUGGAAUUACUGUGUAGGAAGAGUUUGGGGCUCCCGACGUGUAUAUUCCAGAGGAUUUUCAUUCUUUUGUUCUCGACGGGGCGUGCCGCGGCUCGCAAUAGCUGUUUUUACGUAGUUUAG
Molecule: messenger RNA, 1387 nt
Organism: Blastocystis hominis
Lineage: Eukaryota; Bigyra; Opalinata; Blastocystidae
Exons: 5
Coding region: 44-1387 (447 amino acids)
Cellular component (GO): nucleus
Molecular function (GO): 3'-tRNA processing endoribonuclease activity
Source: RefSeq, a predicted model, not a curated record